GCAGCACAACUUUUCCGCGUAGCUUGUAGUGCUGCUGCACUUCCUCAUUGUCAGAAAUAGUAAAGUGCUCUUCUGUCUUGCGACGUUUUCUGACUGAAAUAACUUUCAGCGCGCUUCGUUUUGUAUUAACUCUGUGCCUUGAAAAUGUCGAAGCCUCCUCCCAAGCCAGCCAAACCAGGCCAAGUCAAAGUGUUCAGAGCCCUGUUCACCUUCGACCCCAGAACGCCAGAUGAGCUGUACUUUGAAGAAGGAGACUUCUUGUACAUCUCUGACACAAGUGACUCAAACUGGUGGAAGGGGACAUGCAGAGGAAAGACGGGACUCAUUCCAAGUAACUAUGUGGCUGAGAAUGCAGAAUCUAUUGAUAAUCCAAUGCACGAAGCAGCCAAACGAGGAAAUCUGAGCUGGCUGAGGGAAUGUGUGGAGAACAAAGUGGGAAUUAACGGGCUGGAUAAGGCUGGAAACACUGCCCUCUACUGGGCAUGUCAUGGAGGACAUAAAGAUGUGGUGGAGGUGUUGCUAAGCCAGCCUAGUGUUGAGCUCAACCAACAGAAUAAACUUGGAGACACUGCUUUGCAUGCUGCUGCCUGGAAAGGUUACUCUGACAUUGUGCAAAUGUUGCUGACCAAGGAUCCAAGGAUAGACAUCAGGAACAACGAGAACAAGCUUGCGGUUGAGAUGGCCACCAACCCCAUGUGUGCUUCAUUUAUUAGGAAGAAGCAGGGAGGCAACAUCACCCGCACACAGAGCAACGCUGAAGAGUAUUUGGACGAUGAAGACUCGGACUGAGGCAGACCUGUUGAAACAUUCACCGUCUUCCAUUGGGGUUUUUGGGGGCUGUGUAGAGAUUUUUUACAAACAUACAAUGGAUUGGUUGCUCUGUUUUUCAAUUGUAACUGAAUUUUGGUUCCAUUGUUUUGCUCAGACACCUCAGUUCUCAGCCCUCCGUGUAAAGUUUGUGAAUUUCAGAGCGUCGAGUGAAUGUGUUUUUUACAGUUUGCUUUGCUGAGUGCAUUUUCUACAUGUUGAACAUUUGUCUCGCUGCACAUUGGACUGGGAGGCAGAAUAUAUGUCGUGGAAAAUGGACCAAAACUCUAAGAAACACAUUCCAAACAUACAGAUUAUGUUCAGUCUGUUUACAGUUAGAGUUCCAGUGCAGAUUAAAAAUGGAUCGGGUGUGUGUUUUGCUAAGUUUAAAUGCUCGACUGGAAAGUUAUGAACUACUAAAUCCCAUUAAUGGAAUUGGAAACACUUGCAGCUUUGAGCUCUGUCAAAACAAGGCACAAUUAUAUCUUUAUGGGAUCAAUGCAACCUGUGUAUUUAUCUGUAAUAUUUCCCCGGUGAUCUGCUUGGUUGGACUAGAUUAUGUGCAUAAAUAGGCUAAGUAGGAGACAAGUUUUCUUUAAAGUUCCUUUCCCUCCUAUAUAAUGACAUGAAUCUAAUGUUACUCACAAUACCGCACAUGUUUCAGCCUGUGUUAUAACUCUUCCACUGCAAAGAACGAUCUAACAAUCCACUGUAUCCAUACAAAAUCUAUUUAAAUUCUACUUUCAAGCUUUUGAUGGUUUGAUUUCUUCUCUGGGAGCAAUUUUCGGGUUCUUAAUGCUGCUUUCUGACAUACUAUAUAGUCUUAAAAAGAAGUGCCUUGAAUAUGUGUGAAACAAAGAUAGCAAGAAUGUUUAGAUUAUGUAUCAAUGUGAACAUGUUUUUCUUUUCUGAACAUGAUUCUGUUGAAGAUUUCUAUCUGCUCUGUAUUCAACCUGCAAUAAAGAUUUUUAACUUAAAAUA
Messenger RNA from Notolabrus celidotus (New Zealand spotty), 1788 nucleotides. RefSeq names its product osteoclast stimulating factor 1 (gene ostf1). NCBI's taxonomy places the organism in Eukaryota, Metazoa, Chordata, Actinopteri, Labriformes, Labridae. The transcript has 10 exons. The record is from RefSeq and is a predicted model, not a curated record. The coding region runs from base 145 to 789 and encodes 214 amino acids. Gene Ontology annotation, biological process: signal transduction. Gene Ontology annotation, molecular function: protein binding.